AUGGCUACUCGCACAGCACUUCGGCACGUGAAUUACGCACCCAGGCAUCUCCUCACCUUUCGAAGAUGCAUCUCAACUCGAGAUAUGACAGCUUCAGACUUGAAGAAACUCAAAGUUGACCGACCACGAUUAAUGGAAACCUUACAUGACACUUGUAAAUGGGGAACUGGUCUCAAAUGGGGAGACAAACCGACUGAUACAGGCAUGUCGCGUUUGGCUCUUUCAGAUUCCGAUAAGCAUGUCCGGGAUUGGUUUGUCGAAACUACAAAGGGUCUGGGUUGCAAGGUGACAAUUGAUUCCAUGGGCAACAUCUUUGCAGUACGUCCCGGUCGCAAAGAAGGACCACCGACCUUGGCAGGAAGCCAUUUGGACACUCAACCUACGGGCGGAAGAUAUGAUGGGAUCCUAGGCAUACAAGCCGGUAUCGAAAUGCUCAAGGUUCUUCAAGACCACCAGGUAGAGACGGAAUAUCCAGUUGGUGUGGUGAAUUGGACCAACGAGGAGGGUGCUCGGUUCCCAAUCAGCAUGAUGGCUUCUGGCGUCUGGGCGGGUUCGAUUACCCAAGAAAGAGCUCAUAGCCUGAAAGAGGUUGCUGGGAACGCGACAGUCAAGUCAGAGCUGGAAAGAAUAGGGUAUCUUGGUGAAACACCAGCCAGCUAUAAAUCCACCCCAAUUGGAGCUCAUUUCGAACUUCAUAUUGAACAAGGCCCAAUUCUCGAACGAGCACAGAAGAAAAUUGGAGUCGUACAAGGCGUACAAGCCUACAAGUGGUUCACCAUUGAUGUCACUGGACGAGAUGCUCUUCUACUUGCUGCAAGACUGAUUACCCAUUCGCAUCGAUUGGCUACCAAGCACAAGGCGCUUGCAUCGACCGGAAUCCUCAACCUCACUCCUGGAAGCACAAACACAAUCCCUGGUCACGUCAGUUUUAGUCUCGACAUACGAUCACCCUCAAACGAGACUGUUGAGGCUCUCGAGAAGGACCUCCGUCGCGACUUCGACCUCUUGGCCAGCGGAACAGAUGUAGACGGAUUACUCGCAGGCUCAACACCUGCACUUCCUCUCUCCCUCAAUUGGCGAACAGAUACGAUCUCAACAGCAACCAAGUUCCACCCCGAUUGUAUUCAAGCUGUAAGAGAAUCUGCCGAGUCUAUUCUGGGAAAAGACGGAGCGGUAGAUAUUUCUAGCGGUGCCGGCCAUGAUAGUGUUUACACCAGUAAACACUGUCCUACAACCAUGAUCUUCAUCCCCUGUAAAGGAGGGGUGAGCCAUAACCCGGAGGAGUACUCUACGCCUGAAGAGUGCGCCAUCGGGGCAGAAGUUUUGUGUCAAGCAAUUGUGCGAUAUGAUCAGAAGAGAGUUCAAUAG
Molecule: messenger RNA, 1368 nt
Organism: Fusarium poae
Lineage: Eukaryota; Fungi; Ascomycota; Sordariomycetes; Hypocreales; Nectriaceae
Exons: 4
Coding region: 1-1368 (455 amino acids)
Molecular function (GO): hydrolase activity, acting on carbon-nitrogen (but not peptide) bonds, in linear amidines
Source: RefSeq, a predicted model, not a curated record